Coffea eugenioides is the source of this 387-nucleotide messenger RNA. Its product is annotated as iron-sulfur assembly protein IscA-like 1, mitochondrial. Gene Ontology annotation, molecular function: 2 iron, 2 sulfur cluster binding. The transcript has 3 exons. The coding region runs from base 34 to 327 and encodes 97 amino acids. Gene Ontology annotation, cellular component: cytoplasm; mitochondrion. Lineage: Eukaryota; Viridiplantae; Streptophyta; Magnoliopsida; Gentianales; Rubiaceae. The record is from RefSeq and is a predicted model, not a curated record. Gene Ontology annotation, biological process: iron-sulfur cluster assembly.
UUGUUGGACGUUAAAGAGAGGGGUGUGGAGAAGAUGGGUCCGGCUUCGACCCUGAGAAAGCAAGUUCUCACCUUAACCGAAACCGCCGCUUCCAGAAUACGGCAGCUGUUGGAACAACGACAACGCUCAUUUCUCAAGCUUGGGGUCAAAGCUCGCAGUUGCAACGGCUUAUCUUACACCCUUAAUUACGCAGAUGAAAAAGAGAAGUUUGAUAAGAUAUUGGUUGAUCCGAAGGCUCUCAUGCAUGUCAUAGGAACCAAGAUGGACUUUGUCGAUGACAAACUGAGGUCAGAGUUCAUAUUUAUCAAUCCAAAUUCUAAAGGGUAGUGUGGCUGUGGAGAAUCGUUCAUGACCAUGAGCAGGGAAGAAGCCACCAAAAGAGGUGUU